Ooceraea biroi (clonal raider ant) is the source of this 2992-nucleotide messenger RNA. Its product is annotated as ankyrin repeat domain-containing protein 13D. NCBI's taxonomy places the organism in Eukaryota, Metazoa, Arthropoda, Insecta, Hymenoptera, Formicidae. Gene Ontology annotation, cellular component: cytoplasm. Gene Ontology annotation, molecular function: protein binding. The record is from RefSeq and is a predicted model, not a curated record.
UACGUGUACCCCUCAGAGAUGCCGCGUGCUCAAUGGCCAAUAAUCGCUUCGCCUAAUGUCAUGUAUUUUACUGUCAAAAUUUCAUAUCGUAUGUUCGACUUGUGGUACUUGUUAAAUUGUUAUGUGUGAAUAUCGUGUUGUAUAUGUUAAUGUCAAUCAGAUCUCGUAGAAAUGGUGAAUGUAGACGCCAUACGAAAGAAUUAUCCAUUGCAUUGGCUCGUCUGGCAUAACAGCUAUGUAGAACUCGACAAGGAACUAUCUACAAAUCAGUAGAUAAGAAGGCAGUGCGAUUAUUCGUCUGAUUCAAUGAUGAUUCGUCAUUUCAAAGUACUCUUGAUAUACUAUUUGCACAACAUGAUAUAGAAAAACAUGACAAUCGAGGAAGGACACCGCUGAUGCUAGCUGUAACUCUAGGUCAUACAAAUUCCGCUAUAGUACUAAUAGAACAUGAAGCGAACGUUAAUACUGAAAAUACUCAAGGAUGGAGUGUGGUCCAAGAAGCAGUUGGCACAGGAAAUCCCGAAUUGUUACAAUUGGUACUUGCUAGGAGAGAUUAUCAGAGAUACUGUAAUCGAGUAGCUGGAAUACCAGAAUUACUUCAUAAGCUCAAGCAGGCACCUGAUUUUUACGUAGAAAUGAAAUGGGAAUUUACAAGUUGGGUUCCUCUCGCAUCCCGGAUGUGCCCAAGUGAUACCUAUAAGGUCUAUAAGCAAGGGAGUAACGUGAGGAUUGAUACUACUUUAUUAGGCUUUGACCAUGCAAAUUGGCAACGCGGCAAUCGUAGUUACGUCUUCAAAGGACAAACUGCAUCAAAUUCGCCUGUGGCAAUCAGAUGUGAACGCAGUUAUGUGUUCAGUGUGGAUGGUUAUCACACAGAUGAUGGAGCAACAAUGAUGGAAGUGGAUCACGAAACAAAGAAAGUCUACGUCGAGCAUAUAAAACUUCUAGGAGACGAUAAUGUACAAUUAAUGGAGCCAUCUGAGGAAGGUGUGAUAGCUCGACUUACCAAUCCCAUAGUUACGACGUAUAUAGACACGGAUAAAAUUAGUUUUGAACGGAAUAAAGCAGGUCUAUGGGGAUGGCGUUCUGAUAAAAGUGAGGUAGUAAACGGUCACGAAUGUAAAGUUUUUAGCGCGAGCAAUGUAGAAUUAAUAACGAAAACCCGGCUGGAGCACUUAUCUGAAGCUGAUAAGGCAAGGGCGCGAACCCCAAGGACACCUUUACAAUCAUUUCUUGGUAUUACGGAACAGCAGCAAGAAAGUAGCAGCGCUGUCGCUACCAGUGAAGAAUUCAAUAAUAUAGGUAAUCCCUCCAAUAUUACUGCUGAGGAAUACUUUGAUCCAAAUGUCGAUUUAAAUGGACGGGACAUAGGUAGACCGAAAGAAGUUAAUACAAAAAUACAAAAGUUUAAGGCAACUUUAUGGUUGAGUGAAGAUUAUCCGUUAAGUUUACAAGAACAAAUUAUGCCAAUCGUAGAUUUGAUGGCUAUAUCUAGUUCACAUUUUGCCAAAUUAAAAGAUUUUAUACAAAUGCAACUUCCAGCUGGUUUUCCUGUUAAAAUUGAAAUUCCAUUGUUCCACAUUCUCAAUGCAAGAAUAACGUUUGGAAAUAUAUUUGGUUUGGAUCAAGGAGUACCGCAUGUGGGUCAUUUACAAGAAACUAAUCGUGUAACUUGCUUAGUCGAUGAUAUUUGUUUCGAAGCACCAAGUGGAUAUGUCAAAUUAGGUGCGGAAGUUAGGACACAAUUUAGCAUUGAAGAAGAAGACGACUUGUUACAAUUUGCAAUUCAGCAAAGUCUUUUAGAAGCUGGGAGUGAACGUGAUGAGAAUUUUGUAAAGGUUGAUAUAUGGGAAGCUUUAAGGGCACAAAAGCCAUCUAGGCCAACUACGCCUAACAUGACUACUGAAGAAGAAAGACAGCUUCAAAGAGCGAUUCAAGCUAGUUUGGUAUUGUAUCAAGAAACUGCAGCCGGAUCUGCUGAAGGUACGGCAAAUUCAGCUGUUAUAAAUGAGAAUGAGGAUAGCGAUUCUCUCGAGAGUACGGCGGAACAACUGAGACUAGCGCUAAAACUUUCCGAGCAACAACAAAUAGAAGAGGAGCAACGCCGAUUGUUGGAAGAAGAAACGUUCCGUCAAGUGCUGGAGUUGUCCUUGACGGACAAAUGAACUUCCCAAAUGUGCAAUAGUGAGAAAAACAAGCUAAUUAAGAAUAUACUUCCAAAAACGUGAGAUAUCUUCCAGUCUCAUUAAAACGAGACUGAUUAAAUAAUAUAAAAUAAAAAGAAAGAAAAAAUCAUUUCCUACAAUUUAUAGAUUGCAAAGUGCAUUAAGGAAUAAUAAUGUUGCUUACAUUGCAAUGAACGUUCGUGAUUCGUUAUGGAAAUAUAACUUACAUAAAUGCAAGCGGAAAUAAAAAUAAUAUAGCAUUAGUUAAUCAAGAGUGAAUAAUUUAAAUUAUUGAUUUCGUAAUGACAUUUUAUAUGAGACAAAACUCAAUAAUGUAGACGUUUCAGCAAGCAUGUAAGGAAGUCUUGAAAAUUACAAUCGCUCUUAAAGAAAGGUGCAAUCACAAUCGACAAACAAGUAAAUAAUAUUUGUAUAAACUCUAUUAAGUGAAAGUAAAUAAUGUGUGUAAGUUACGAUUGUUAAUAUCUAGAAUAAAAGGCGUGUAAUUCUCAAGCUUUCAAGAAUUAUUCGUUCGGUCUUCUUCCUCCUCAGUUUUAUUCUUAUUUUAAUUAUAUAUUUCAAAAAAUUUUUUAUAAUUGCACCAUUAUUAAGAAUUAUAAUCAGAAUAUAAAAGAGAUAUCAUGAUUCAAAUCAAACAUUUUUAUAGAGAUUUCUCUCAUUCCUGUAGUAACAACCUAAUUCUAUAUUUGAAAGCACGAUGAUGAAUUAUGAGAAUUUGAGAACUGUAUAUGACUAUAUAACAGCAUUUAUAAGUGCAUUUAUCCUGUUUUAAAGCUUGUCGUAAAGAAUAAAUUGAGGACGUAUGA